GGCCACGCUCAGUGUAGGGUUCCGUAGUUACUCUUCCGUCACAAUAAGCUAAACUGGAGCUUAAAGUAUAGUAAAUUGUUAACCAAGGGAUGAAACGGUACUUUUCACCCGAGUUAAACAAAUAGGCAAAUUUGCAUAAUCAGUACCUAAUUAAAGUAAGUCUUUUUACUAUGAAGAGAAAACUUUUUGCGAUAACUCAAAAACAGCUAAACUGAUCAUGUCCGCUAUAGUUUUCAUUUAAUGUCUUUCUUAAGCUCUAGUUCCACAAUUUUUUUCAUAUUUUUUGGACCUAUGGUUCAAAAGUUAGAGGGGGGGACACAUUUUUUUUUCUUUCGGAGCGAUUAUCUCCGAAUAUAUACACUUUAUCAAAAAAUGUUUGUUGAAGACCCCUAUUAGUUUUGAAAGACCUUUCCAACGAUACCCCACACUGUAGGGUCGAAGCAAAAAAAAACACCCCCACUUUACGUGUAGGGCAGGUACCAUCAAAAAAAUUAAAUUUUUAAAUUUUAUUGUACGACUUUGUCGGCUUUAUUGUUGUAUUUAUCCAUGCCGAAUUUCAGCUUUCUAGCACUAACGACCACGGAGCAAAGCCUCGGACAGACAGACAGACAGACAGACAGACAGACAGACGGACAUGGCGAAACUAUAAGGGUUCCUAGUUGACUACGGAACCCUAAAAAGGUAACAGACAGGCAGAUUUACUUUGGUUGAUUUAGCCCCGCUACCCCGCAGCCAGACCUGCAGUUCUAAGUUAUGGUAUAUAGUAGGUACAUUUUUUUAUGAUUAGAGGCAAACGAGCAGGCGAUCGCCUGAUGGCAUGCGCCAACCGGAGUCUCCUUUUAGAGGGGUAAGCUCUUAAGCCUGCUUUCCCCUCUGUCGAAAACCUCGGCCGAUGGUCAUACUCACGUCAUACUUAUUGUAUGUACUGACGUUUAUCAGGUUUAUCUGUAUGGCUAUUUGUACGUUACGUGCUAUACAUUUGACGUGCCCUUCCCCCGCAAAAAGCGGCAGGCUUUUUUGUACAGAAAAUAACAGACAAGGUGUCUCCGGUUGGUUAAAUGCUCUAAAGUCGUAUCGGUCGGUAUAAAGUUAAACCUACCAGUUAAAUGGUUAAAAUGGUAGGCAUUACCUAAAUUUAUAACAGAUUCAAUUUAUAACUGUUUUAUUCUUCAAUCAGUAUAUUAUUUUUUCAUGUAAUGUAAUAUAAGGGAACUGUAAACAUGAGGAAACUGUAGCUAAUAAAAGUGUAUCCGGAGCUUGAUGAGCUUGAUGAGAUUUUAGAGUUCAAUGACCCAACCGGGAAAGCGCUAAGAUGAGACGGAGCUAGAUAUGUGUUUAUCUAUGUAAGUACAAGCAACACCGGUUUUAAGGUAAGAUGGACCGAAACCAGUAGAUAUGUCAAAUUCUCAAUUAGAUUUCCAUUGACUUAUAGCUAUGUCAAUGCAAAAUAAAAACUUUAAAUUUGGAACUAGUGACAUUGCUAAAUGUACUUAUAAAUAGUGUUAUUGCGUUCCUCGGAGUAUUUUGGCCUACUAUGUCUUAUCCAAGUUUUUUUAUAUUAACCAUAUCAGAUAAAGUAAGUUGGUUGACGUAGUUAGAUUAAUUUAUAAGUUAAUCUAUCAUUAUUGAUUGCUUAGAUAUAUCCAAUAUCUAAAAUACCUAUUUUGGACGUAACUGAAUGUUAGAACGUGUUUCGCACGCGACUGGUCUCAAAACUUCAGCUAUCUAAAAAUAUCUCAUGAUAUCUAAAAAUCGUAAGAUAACGACAGCCAUAAAUAUGUUGAAAAAUUAUUGAAAAGUUCUCACUUAAACGACGCGCGUGCGUUGCGUGCAGCGUCGCAUAAUAUAAUAUAUUCAUAGUUAAUAAUGGACCCCAGCACAACAAAUGCGCCUGAAAAGGGUCAAUCCAAUGCUGCUUUUGACGCUUCGCUAGAAGAUACGAACAAUGGAGUCAAUAUACCGACAAUUAAUGUCGUUGAAGAUGUGCCAUAUGCGGAAAACAGUAAAGAACCAUCAGCACCAGAAAAAGUAAACAUUGUAUCUCUUGAAUCGGAUAAGAUAGAAGACCGAACACAAAGUCGUCCAAAAUGGGACAACGCCAUAGAGUUCCUAAUGUCCUGCAUAGCCACGUCCGUGGGCCUCGGCAACGUCUGGCGGUUUCCCUUUGUCGCGUACCAAAACGGCGGAGGAGCCUUCCUCAUCCCCUAUAUCAUAGUGCUUUUAGUUAUAGGAAAACCUAUGUACUAUCUGGAAACAGUACUUGGACAAUUCAGCAGCAGUAACUGUGUAAAAAUAUGGGCUCUUUCGCCGGCCAUGAAAGGCACUGGUUACGCGCAAGCCCUAGGAGCAGGUUAUGUUCUUUCCUACUACGUGUCCAUCAUCGCGUUAUGUCUUUAUUACUUGGUGAUGAGUUUCCAAUCAACGCUACCCUGGGCCGUAUGCCGGGACGAGUGGGAAAACUGCGUGCCUUCGGGAGAGUCCGUCAAUGCAAGCCAAUUGGAAGGAAAUGCAGUAAGCAGCGCUGAAUUAUACUUCACACACUCGGUACUUCGUCAAUCAGAUGGGAUCCACAACGGAAUUGGGUUGCCACUUUGGGAUUUAACGAUAUGCCUGUUGGUGUCAUGGAUUAUCAUCUUCUUGAUUGUGGCGCGAGGAGUCAAGAGUUCGGGCAAGGCUGCCUAUUUCUUGGCUAUCUUCCCCUACGUCGUGCUCUUCAUCCUGCUUAUCAGGGCUGUAACUCUUCCUGGUGCAGGAAAAGGCAUAAUGUUCUUUAUAACACCUGAAUGGGAGAAAAUUCUAAGAUUAGAGGUGUGGUAUGCUGCCGUGACCCAAGUAUUCUUCUCGCUCUCCGUGUGUUCUGGGGCUCUCAUCAUGUUUGCUUCUUACAAUGGAUUCAGAUCAAACGUUUACAGAGAUUCCAUGAUCGUAACUACCUUGGAUACGUUCACAAGUUUAAUAUCGGGUAUAACCAUCUUCGGUGUCCUCGGCAACUUGGCUUACGAAUUGGGUUACGAUAAUGUGGAAGAUGUCGUUGGUAGCGGCGGAACCAGCCUUGCCUUCAUUUCGUACCCUGAUGCCAUCGCCAAGUCACCAUUUGUACCACAGCUGUUUGCGGUCCUGUUCUUCCUCAUGAUGGCCGUGCUCGGCAUCGGCUCCGGCGUCGCUCUGCUAUCCACGCUCAACACCGUUCUGCUGGAUGCCUUCCCGAGGGUACCCACUAUCUUCAUGGCCUCCGGCGCGUGCACCGCCGGGUUCCUCGUGGGACUCGUAUAUGUGACGCCGGGUGGACAAUACAUUCUUGAGAUUGUCGAUUAUUACGGAGGAACGUUCAUGCGACUUUUCGCUGCUAUUGCGGAAACUAUUGCUGUGUUUUGGAUUUAUGGUCUGGAGAACCUUUGCGUCGACAUUGAAUUUAUGUUGGGUAUUAAGACUAGUUGGUAUUGGCGCAUAUGCUGGUCUAUCGUCACUCCAAUUGUGAUGAUUACUGUCUUCAUGUACGCGAUGGUGACAACCGAAGCUCUUGUCUUUGGAGGCACAUACGUAUAUCCGAGCGCUGCCUAUAUUGCUGGUAACAUGCUGCAGUAUAUAGGAAUGGCGCUGAUCCCUAUCUUUAUUGUGGCGUCUGUAUGGAAGUACACAUCUCCUACAUUUACUGAGACUGUGAAGCGCGCGUUCAAGAAGAAGCCCAAUUAUGGUCCAUCAGAACCGGGUCUGCGGGAAGACUGGCGGCAGUUCAGCCUGCAGGCCAAGCGCGAUCGGGAGUCCGUGAACAACAACUGGUUACAGCGUAUCGGGCGAAGCCUCGUAGGAGGACAUCGGAAGAAACAAUAAAACCCUAAACUAGAGGUCGACAAACUUUUGGGAAGAAGUACACAUCGCCAGUUUUAGGAAGCGAAAAUAACCACAAACGUUGAUUUUAGUGGUCUAAGGAUGCUGAUUACAUAUUUUGUGUAACUUGAGCUCGCGAGCUGCGAUUUGCCGACCCCCAGCCCUAAACAUAUAUUAUGAUAUCUCAUUGUAUUAAAUAAAAUAAUUAUUUAUUUCUAAA
This is a messenger RNA of Cydia pomonella (codling moth), 4048 nucleotides long. RefSeq names its product sodium-dependent nutrient amino acid transporter 1-like (gene +nsd-2). Gene Ontology annotation, biological process: sodium ion transmembrane transport. Gene Ontology annotation, cellular component: membrane. The coding region runs from base 1867 to 3831 and encodes 654 amino acids. Gene Ontology annotation, molecular function: L-amino acid transmembrane transporter activity. Lineage: Eukaryota; Metazoa; Arthropoda; Insecta; Lepidoptera; Tortricidae. The record is from RefSeq and is a predicted model, not a curated record. The transcript has 15 exons.